Molecule: messenger RNA, 2112 nt
Organism: Vigna umbellata (rice bean)
Lineage: Eukaryota; Viridiplantae; Streptophyta; Magnoliopsida; Fabales; Fabaceae
Source: RefSeq, a predicted model, not a curated record
UUUAAACAAAGGUUAACGUCCCAAUUACUCAAACCCUAGGCAGCAGCAAAGAGAAGAAGUAAAACCACAUGCGAGCCUUGUGGUUGCGGCAAUGGCGGAGCACUUGCCAUCGAUAUUCGGGACGGGGAAGGUCAUGGUGAAUUGCCCGUUCUACUUCAAGAUCGGCGCGUGUAGGCACGGUGAUCGGUGCUCUUUCCUCCACACGAAGCCGAGCAUAAGCCCUACCAUUCUGCUCUCCAACAUGUACCAGCGCUCCGACAUGAUAACCCCCGGCGUUGAUGCCCACGACAACCCUAUCGACCCCCGCAAGAUCCAGGACCACUUCGAGGAGUUCUAUGAGGAUAUCUUUGAGGAGCUCUCCAAGUACGGCGAAAUCGAAAGCCUCAAUGUCUGCGACAACCUCGCCGACCACAUGGCGGGGAAUGUAUACGUUCAGUUCAGAGAGGAGGAGCAUGCUGCAAAUGCUGUCAGGAACCUCGCUGGACGGUUUUAUGCCGGCAGGCCAGUUAUCGUGGAUUUCUCGCCGGUGACGGAUUUUCGAGGAGUUACUUGCAGGCAGUAUGAGGAAAAUACUUGCAACCGCCGUGGCUGCAACUUCAUGCAUUUGAAGAGAAUUAGCCGGGAUUUGAGACACCAAUUAUUUGGGAAGCACCAUAGAAGGCACAGCAGAAGCAGGGAUGAGCGGUCCCAUCGUAGUCAUAGCAGAAAGUACGAUGACAGGGACCACCAUCAUGAGAGUCGUGGUAGGAAACACAGGAGUUCUAGUCCUGGACUUAGGAGAGGAAGAAGUCGAAGUCCUGGACGGAGGAAGCACCGCAGUCCAGUCAGAGAUGGCAGUGAGGAGAGGAGGGCAAGAAUUGAGCAGUGGAACAGGGAGAAGGAAGAACAAGAUCCUGGAAACAAGACUAAAGCUGAUGACAUUGACAAUGGUAACAAGGGGUACUCUCUAAAUGCUAGCCAAUCUCAUGGGCAUCAGCAUCAAGAGCAGGAACAGCAAACUCCAAAUGAGGCUUAUUGAUCUGUUUAUGUUAUUAUGGUUUGUGUUCUCUCCCUUUUGUUUGCCUAUUCAUUUGGAUCUAGGCAGCAUAUUUUAUUCUAGAAUAUACCACCCACAGGAUAAAUACAGCUCACCACCGAUUUUCCACUAUGCAGGUGCACUUCUCUAACGUAUGGAAUGUGUUUCCUUCUUCAUCCCUCCCCUUUUACCUUUUGGAUUUUCCAAUUUUUUAUAGACAUGAUAUUUGAUUGCGUGUGGAUGUUUGUGCUACUUGUGUAGGUUAUUCAUAAUAUUUUACUCUUUUGAACUAUGUUUUCAACCAUCUUUCUGCAUUAUUUGGUCACUCUUCAGUGAUGGAAUGCACUAGAAAUACUGUUGAGCUGAGCUUUGUUCUUGUUUCUACUGUAUGUAUGAAGGUUUAGGUAUUAUGAAAUGAGCCCUUUACUUAGUUGAAGUUCACCUCAUUCAUGGUACUAAGCUAUUGGAUUUUCGAUAUUUCACAGAACUGCUCAAAGGAAGCGAGCCUCUACCAUCCUGGCACAACAAAUCUCCUAUAUCACAAAUCCAGCACAACAAAUCUCUUAUAGCACAAAUCCUCGCUGACAUACUGUAAGCUAUCCCUGACACCCAUUCCCUUCAUUUUUUUUAUUCUCAUUAGUCCAUGCUUCGAAUUAAACAUGGUCUUUUUCAGAUGGAGAAUGUUUGUUCAGAUCAGAGAGAGAAACGGAAACCUCACUCGAAGGUUUUAUUUUGGUUAGUUGUGUUUUUGCUCUGUUUUGUUUGGUUCACUGGAACUUGUCAUUCAUAUUGAAACUUUGAUGAUGGCAAGCUGGUUUAGAUAGAAUAAAAAAGAGAGUUUGAUAAUUGAUCAACACUUUCUACAUUGUGCACACUUUCAGUAAUAUAUAUAUAUAUAUAUGAAUGUGGUGGGAGAAUUGGUGCGCAUUAUUCCCAAUGACGAAAAGUUUAGUAAUCUGAAGGGGGGCGUGGCGUUCAGCGAUAAAAAAUCAAUUGGGUCUCCCUAUUGCAACUUACUAUCAUUGUUGCUUCUAAGGUUGAGAAACCUAUUUGAUUCCAUGCCCUCUCCCUUGUCGAUACUUGGCAUCCCGAGGGAU